CUGCUCCUGGGUGUUGCUGGCCCCGGCUCCUCUUGCUCUUUCUCUGGACCUCUUCCAGAAGUCCAGACUGCUGAAUGAGAGCAGCCCUUCCACGCGGCUGGACACAGGAGGGACAGAAAGGCUCUGUCUAUGGUGAAGUCUUUUACCCACAAUUGUAAAGCCACUUUAUUCAGUGUGAGAAGUCUCCUUCUUCUUUUCUGUCACGUCGAUGUUUAUAUCUGAAUCACCUAUAUGACAAAAAGUCUUUGCUGCAAGAAACCAGGAACCAUCGGCGGCAGACACCAUGCGGUGGUCCAGCAGGAGCUGCUUCGCAACCUCGGUGGGCAUCAUGCUCUUGUGGCUCUUCGUCACUUUGCAGAUCCCCAAGGAGACUGAACAUGGCCAACGCCUGAUGACUAUGAAAGGCCAAGAAGCCAAUUAUGACAGUAAGAAGACCUCGAAGCCCCUGGAAGACUGGCACACCAUCACCCUCAAAUAUACACAAAAGAUCCAGAAGAGAAGGAAGACAUGGCUGACGGUGGGGAUCUCCGCGGUGUCAGGACAGGAUCCAAACAGCCUCUUGUACACCCUGGCCUCCCUAUACAACGCCUCCUCCGCGGCCGAGCAGAAACGUCUCACCGUGCUGGUGCACCUGGCAUAUUCUGACCUCGCCUGGCUCCAAGACACUACUGCCCAGAUUGCCAGCCUCUUCAGCGCCCAGAUCCUGGCAGGGCAGCUGCUGCUGAUCCACGCUCCACCUGACGUCUACCUCGCUGAGGAUGGCAAGGGCAGCGCUGAGGCCCACAAGGACCGCUACUCUAAGGAGAACGUAGAUCACGCCUUCCUGAUGAGCUUCGCUGCGAAGUUCUCUGAUUACUUCCUGUUAAUAGGGGACGACGUCUUCUGUGCCCCCAACUUUGUCACCCGCAUUUAUUCCAAGGUGGCCGCCCUGCAGCCCAGCCCUUGGGCUCUGCUGGAGUUCUCCAACGCAGGCAUCAUUGGCAAACUCUUCCACAGCAGGGACCUCCCCCUCCUGGCCCACUUCCUCCUCCUCUUUGGCAGGGAGAAGCCCCUGAACAAGUUGAUCCUUCACUUCCGCACCCUCCUGGUCCAGGAAAACCCGAUCCUCUUCAGUCCGUUCCUCUUCUACCACAGGUUGUCACACCCCCACUUGGAUGACAAGGAGGAUGCAGUAAUUGAGAAAAUCCCUUACGGUCCUAGUAACCCCCCUGCAUCUGUCUUCACCAAUAUGUUCGUUUCUGAUGCUCACUUCCCCUGGGAGGCCUACACUCUGGACGAGUCAUUCUUUUGGACAAACAACACGCGCAAAGGGAACCACUUGACAGUGAUUUUGAACCACCCAGUGAGGCUGAGCAGAGUGCAGGUGAUGACAGGCUCCCUGGUGGAGGGCAGGUACGCCCUAGGGAAGGGCCAGGUAGAGCUAGGUUAUGACGCCCAGGGCAUGCCUCAGGACUGUGCCAGCUUCGAACUGCUGGGCUGGCUUGUGGAAGGGCAGAUGGACCAGGAGCUACUGCAGGAAAGCAUGGCAUACCCCGUGAGCUGCGUGAGGCUGGUGGUGAAAGCCAGCCAAGCUGGGGGUCUCAUGGUCAGGCAUAUCUACCUCUGGGAGAAAAAUGCCACGAAGGAGAAAAUGGAUCAGGGUUGAUGGUGA
Messenger RNA from Octodon degus (degu), 1651 nucleotides. Its product is annotated as alpha-1,3-mannosyl-glycoprotein 4-beta-N-acetylglucosaminyltransferase-like protein MGAT4E. Lineage: Eukaryota; Metazoa; Chordata; Mammalia; Rodentia; Octodontidae. The record is from RefSeq and is a predicted model, not a curated record. Bases 284 to 1645 code for a protein of 453 amino acids. Gene Ontology annotation, molecular function: acetylglucosaminyltransferase activity. Gene Ontology annotation, biological process: protein N-linked glycosylation. The transcript has 4 exons.